CUUCUUCCUCCUCUUCCUCCUCUCCUGUGCACCACUGGAUGCUCUCCAUCCUAUGAAGAUGGUUUUGUGGGGGAAGCUCUGCUGGCGCUAUCACACCUGGACCCUGGGCUGUUACAUGCUGCUGGCCAUCGUGGCCCUGAGACUGUCCCUCAGACUGAAGUGUGACUUUGAUGUUCUGGAUCUGUCCUCUAGGGAAUUUCAAUACUGUAGAGAUUUCUUGUACAAGACCCUGAAACUGCCAGCAAAGGGGUCCAUAAACUGCUCAGGGGUGGUCCAAGGGGAUCAGGGAGCUGUGGUCAAGGCUCUGCUUGAUAACCUAGAGAGUAAGAAGACACGGCAGCUUUUCACAGAUGCUGACUACCUCACCAUGACCAGACACUGUGGGCUCUUCAAGACCCAAAGGAAGUUCAUACAGUACCCGCUGAGCAAAGAAGAGGCUGACUUCCCCAUUGCAUACUCCAUGGUGGUUCAUGAGAAGAUCGAAAACUUUGAAAGGUUACUGCGUGCUGUGUAUGCCCCUCAGAACAUAUACUGUGUCCACGUGGAUCAGAAGUCUCCAGAGUCUUUCAAACAGGCUGUCAGUGCCAUUGCCUCAUGCUUCUCGAAUGUCUUCAUAGCCAGCAAGUUGGUUACAGUGGUGUAUGCCUCCUGGUCCAGGGUGCAGGCUGAUCUGAACUGCAUGGAAGACUUGCUACGGAGCUCAGUGCCUUGGAAAUACCUCCUGAACACCUGUGGGACAGACUUCCCUAUCAAGACCAAUGCAGAGAUGGUCCAGGCCCUCAAGCUAUUGAAUGGAGAGAACAGUAUGGAGUCAGAGGUACCACCUGCACACAAAACACUGCGCUGGAAAUACCACUAUGUGGUGACAGACACGUUGUACAUAACCAGCAGGAAGAAACAGCCUCCCCCUAAUAACAUAACCAUGUUCACUGGGAAUGCCUACAUGGUGGCUUCUCGAGACUUCAUUGAGCACGUCUUAAACAACCCCAAAGCCCAGCAACUGAUUGAAUGGGCAAAAGACACCUAUAGCCCUGAUGAGCACCUUUGGGCCACCCUUCAGCGUGCCUCAUGGAUGCCUGGCUCAGUUCCCUUGCACCGCAAGUAUGACCUCUCAGACAUGAGAUCCAUUGCAAGGCUGGUCAAGUGGGCAGACCACGAGGGAGACAUCGAGUACGGGGCAUCUUACAGAACUUGCUCUGGGAUUCACCAACGGGGGAUCUGUAUUUAUGGGUCUGGGGACCUGCACUGGUUACUUCAGAACCAUCAUCUGUUAGCUAACAAGUUUGACCCCAAGGUGGAUGAUAACGUCCUUCAGUGCUUAGAAGAAUACCUGCGGUACAAGGCCAUCUAUAGGACUGGACUGUGAGACACACUACAAAAUGAUUGCCCCGUGUGGCAAGAACGUGCCAGAAUCUGCUGGGGCUAUGUGGGGUAGGCUGCUGGGGUUCUGGACUCCAUAUGACCCUUAGUAUCAGGGAACUGCUAGUGGACUGUGGGUAAGUACAUUUGCUUCUUGUGCCCUGGGUCAAUAUGGCUGUUCUCCCCUCCCCAAUAGUUCCUCUUUGGGUUCUUCCCAGAAAGAGAAGAACCACUGUUCUUUGAGUGAGGGAGGGACGUGUUUUCAACUGUAUGGAGACACUAUUCCUAAUGUUCCUGGGGUUGGUAGUGGGAGGGGAACUUGAGUGGCAACAGCUUUUCCUUUGGUACUGUUAAAUAGCUCUACCCUUACAAUCAAAACUCUACCCUUAUAAUGUCUAUGAAGCCAGAAACAAUUUAAACCGAUAAAAUGUGUGACACUUUUCUCAUCAUAUGUGAUGACAAGUGUCUAGGAGCUGGCAAGAGAGCCUCUAGUUUUCCAGGCCAGUCCUGAAAAACUGUGUAAAUAACAAACUCAGAAGAACACAGAGCCACAGAUCUAAUUCUUUUAUUAUUGAAAACCUUCCUGCUUUUGUUUACAUUGCCAGAUUCAUGACUUUUCUGUAAGGGAAGGGCAGGAUGAUUCAACCAGCUUGACUACCGUGUGCUUAUGGGCAUGUAUGUAUGUCAGUUUCAUAGGCCAAAGCUUACUGUCCUGUGACAGAGAGCAGUCUUGUAGGAUCACAUAUAAUUUGCUGUGUAAGCUGGUGCUCCUUUUAAUAGGGGCAGAGGCUGCACUGUUGUUAAUGUUGGGACAAAAUAAACUGUCUUCCAAAGUGCCUGAUUUUUCUGUUCAAGCUUCUUGAAGCAAAACUCCCUUAUUUCACUAUGUGAAUGUCAGGGUCACUGUGAUUUUGUAGAUUCCCUCUGAGAACACAGUAAUGCGUGUAAAUGUAUAUGCCUAUGUGUAUGCGUUUGCAGACAUUUACACGUUCCUAGUAUGAAGCCCCAGAGUUCAUUCUUGGGCACUAUUCAUUCUCUUUUGUUACCAGCAGGGGCACUAAAAACCACAGGUCUUUGAAUAAGGUAUAGCUGACCUCUGUACAAUGUUUUCUAGAAAACAGAUUUAUACACAAAUUAAUAUGAGGUUAUCAGUAUGUUGUGAUGUUAAUGUGUUUCUUCAUUUCUGGUUUUGAUUUAGUUCAAGUUUUCUUUCUACAGUCAGUGUUGUCUGUAUCUCAUGAAUGUGACUGGAUUUUGUACUUGUAAGUUGGCAAUCCUUUUUUAAGACUGUCUUCCCUGAGUGACAGGCUUUGUCACCACAAACUUACCUGCACAAGCAGUAAAGUUAUCAGGUCCUCGCAGGUGACUGCACACCAUCUUUUGCCUGCAGUAGUGACUGCUCAGGCUUGUCUGUUCUUGGCCCUCUCUGAGGAGGAAGGAAGGGGGUGCUGCCGCCCCAUGGGAUAUAGGCAGAAAGACCUCCCAGAACACACAUUUCCUAUGAAAGAGCCUAGGUCUUUAGCUUCAUGGUCAACUUUCCCUAAAAGCUUUCCAAUGAACUUAGAAAUUUUCAUAUAAAUACAUUUAAGCCAUCAGCCAGUGAACUUGUCAUUUUUGGGGAAACAAGUUUCUGGAAUUUUCCUAGCAUUAAAAUUGUCUCUAGAAAGUUAGGUGGAUGAAAGUUUUUUUUUUUUUUUUUUUAAAUAACAUGAGGUUAUCAUAUCAGAAGGAUCAAACUUCAGCCUUAUUUAUUUACUGUAUCUUAGAAUUCAUAUGCUUAAACUAGCACAUCUAUUGCUUUUCCCUCCCGAGUUUCUUUAACUGUUUCUUUAACCUUUCUCUGGAAACAAGAAACCUCAUAAACGAAUCGAGCCAUUAUGUAUGCAUCACUUCUCAUGGCUUAAAUCACCUCUUCAUUCUUUGUGGCCAUUGUUGAGCAGUAUUUUCACAACUGUGUUUCUUGUUUCUGUUGCACACUCUGCCCAAUAUAAUGUUCUUCUCUUAAAUGAAAAAUUCAUUAAGAAUAGAUGAAAAGGGGCCGGGUGUGGUGGGCACACCUUUAAUCCCAGCACUCAGGAUAGGUAGAGGCAGGCCGAGUGCCACAUAGAGAGUGCCAGGUCACUGGGGCUACAGGGAGGCCCUGUCUCAAAAAGACCAAAAAAGAAAAACAAACAACAAAACACUCCAAACAAAACAACAAAAAAGUAGACAAGAAAGUAGCUGAUAAUUUAGGGGCAUAUAAUUUAGUUGGAAGGCAAAGUAGGCAAAGUAUCUUGUUUAAAAAUGGAGACAGUAAUUCAUAUCUUGCCUGCCUUGAAGUACCAUCACAGAUCAAUCUAAAGAUCUUUUCUUUUUUUUAAAAAGAAAAGAUCUCAUUAUGCACCUCUGGAUGGUUUGGAACUCGCUCUAUAGACCAGGCUGGCCUUUAAGUCAUGAUGAUCCGCCUGCCUCUGCCUCCAGAGUGCUGGGACUAAAACCGUGCGCCAUCAUGCCCAGUGCCCAGACAUCUUAUAUUCCACUUAGCCAUUAUUUAUUACAGAGGUGAAUAAGUUAUGAUUCUCACUUUUAUAUAAAACAUGGUAUACUGAAAAACA
Molecule: messenger RNA, 3953 nt
Organism: Nannospalax galili (Upper Galilee mountains blind mole rat)
Lineage: Eukaryota; Metazoa; Chordata; Mammalia; Rodentia; Spalacidae
Gene: Gcnt3
Product: glucosaminyl (N-acetyl) transferase 3, mucin type
Exons: 1
Coding region: 53-1366 (437 amino acids)
Cellular component (GO): membrane
Molecular function (GO): acetylglucosaminyltransferase activity
Source: RefSeq, a predicted model, not a curated record